AUGUUGUUGUAUCGCCGAGCCUGCUACAAGUGUGGCAACCUUGGCCACUUUGCUGGCAAGCAGCCCGGACAUGAGUCCAGCAGCUGCCCGCUUCCCCGUACCACCGAGACCAAGCAGUGCUACAACUGCCAGGGGGUAGGCCACGUUCAGGCUGAUUGCCCUUCGCUUCGCGUUAACGGUGCCACCGGCCGCUGCUACAACUGCGGCCAGGCCGGCCAUCUCGCUCGCAAAUGUCCCGUUCCUGCUACGGGUGCUCCUCGGGCCCCUGCUGGCCCCCGGGGUGCCUUCAACCCCGGCUUCCGUGGCGGAUAUUCUCGUCCUGCCACCUGCUACAAGUGCGGUGGCCCCAACCACUUUGCUCGUGAUUGCCAGGCUCAGGCCAUGAAGUGCUAUGCCUGCGGCAAGCUGGGCCACAUUUCUCGCGACUGCACUGCUCCCAACGGUGGCCCCUUGAGCUCUGCCGGCAAGGUUUGCUACAAUUGCUCCCAGGCCGGCCACAUCUCUCGCGAUUGCCCCAACGGUGUUGUCCCGAAGCCUGUCGAUGCGACUACUGCCGCCCCUGCCGCCCCUGCCCCUGCCGCCGGUGGUGAGGCCAGCCAGGAGGCCGCCGCUAUUGCGCCUGCAGCUCCCGCCGCUGUUGCCUAA
This is a messenger RNA of Aspergillus aculeatus ATCC 16872, 645 nucleotides long. It is a transcript of the gene gisB, whose product is annotated as putative zinc knuckle nucleic acid binding protein. Gene Ontology annotation, cellular component: cytoplasm. The record is from RefSeq and is a predicted model, not a curated record. The transcript has 6 exons. Gene Ontology annotation, biological process: positive regulation of cytoplasmic translation. Gene Ontology annotation, molecular function: translation regulator activity; zinc ion binding; mRNA binding. Lineage: Eukaryota; Fungi; Ascomycota; Eurotiomycetes; Eurotiales; Aspergillaceae. Bases 1 to 645 code for a protein of 214 amino acids.